Messenger RNA from Phaeodactylum tricornutum CCAP 1055/1, 2775 nucleotides. RefSeq lists its product with no specific name. The transcript is spliced from 3 exons. The record is from RefSeq and is a predicted model, not a curated record. The annotation marks the transcript as partial. NCBI's taxonomy places the organism in Eukaryota, Bacillariophyta, Bacillariophyceae, Surirellales, Neidiaceae.
CACAUAGACUCGUCAUUGACUCCUCGUGGGUAGCAAGGAUCGCCAGCACUAAGACGGAUCCGCUUUACAAGCAACCGUCUAAUUCAUGCAGACUGCAAUGCCCCGUACUCGAGCUUGGGGAAACCUAGUGGCGAGUCGCAGCGGCCAACGAUGCCCGGCUUCCCAUCACCCAAUUCGUCGAUGGUUGACAAGAAAUAAACCAAAUCGAAGUCCAUUCGUAACCACAGCUUCUCUCGUGCCCACAAAUUGUAUGCAUGUUCAUACGCGAAACGUUCAAUACUUUUCUACUGGGAAGUCAAGUGAUCCCACAAAAAACUGGCGCUUUGAUCAGAGAAACAUGAGAAAUCGUCGCGUGUCCAAGAAGGAUAGUGAACAAUUUGCCAAGGCCAAUCAAAAAGCCCACCAAAAGAGCAACAAACCUCCCAACGUCUUUAUUAGGGAGCUAAUGAGAGACAUCAACAAUCUCCAAAAAAGACUGGACAAUUUAGAUUCUCUUCCGGCAAUCUGGGACAGGUCGACGCGCUCAAAGCUUUACGAUACAAAUUCUCAAGAACAGCGCCUUGCGGUGUUGAACGAAGGACGUCAGCUAUUGGAAACGAUUCGUCUUGCGGUUGAAAAAGGCACGUUAAAGCCUUUGGAAGACCACGGUCACGAGACGUCUGUAUUGAUGGAAAGAAUUCUCAAGCUGUACAGUGAAACCCCGUCCACAACCGAUACGCAUUCAUCGUUUGACGAAUGCCAAACCGUGCUUUCUGUAAUGGAUGCUUGGAAGAUUGAUCGGCAACAUCUGCACGUUGUGUAUUCUAUUACGGCUGCUACACGGGAAGGGCGGUGGGAGGACGCUUCCAACUUAUUCUGGAGUCACAUAGACCCAGAGGACUCGGGCUACCGACCAUAUGAUGAAGACGUUGCCAAUCCCGUUGGUCUUUACGCAGUUGCACGGUUUGCUCAAGAACGCAACAUGCCCGUUAUAGAACCUGUCAUGGAUAGUGUGUUGCGUAUGACUAUGGUAUCGCCGUUUGAUCAAGACAAAUAUUUGCUUGCCGCGGGAACUGCAAUUGGCCAUGUUGGUGAAUGGGAGGCAUUUAUCAAAUACUUAAAAAAUAGCUUCGAUGCAAGUCGGCUUGGACAGCCCCUCGUGGCUGCUGUCAUGAAGGCUUGCAUUGCAAACGACUCCUCACAGCAGGCAAUGGAAAUAUUCGAUGAGUUCGUGGUCUCUAAACUGAGCAUCGCUGGAGAGUGGCAGUGGGCUGGAGGCGAGAAUCCCCUUCAUCCAUUGUGUCGAGAUCUUGCCCUUCAAGCCUUAGGCCAAUCUUUUGAAGAAGGAUCGAGCAGGCGCGCAUUGGAUUACUACAACCAAAUAGCUCAGGAAAAGUACACAAUCAGUAUUGAUGCACUUGUUGGAGUUUUUGAGGCAUGUGUCAAUGAUGGACAGUGGCCUGACGCUGUGGACACACUCCUCUCAAUGAUUGCAAAAUCACCAUCGGAUCGAUGGGUUGUCACGACGGAAUCGCUUGCUAUUGAGGUAAUGGAGGAUUCUGCAGCGAAGUCGAUGGACCUCCUUACUCGUCUUGGUUCUUGCGUGGAAGUCACAAUGCGUGGCUGUAACUCAGACGGUCAGUUUGGGGUUGCCAUGGUGUGCUUGCGAUUGUUCCAAAUAUGGAUGCCUGCGGAUUAUUUACUGCCGUAUCAGGAAGCAAUGUCAUCUAAAGGACAUGAGCAUUCCGAGAACUCGCUUAUUGAGGCGAUAGCUCCUAUAAUCUGUGCCUUAAAUGAUGCUGAUGGGGUUCUCUCUGCAUCCAUGGUCGCCCUUUGCGGUCUUGGUUUGAACCAAGAGGCAUCAAAUUUAUUUAAGUUGGUAGAGGGCAUCUUGGUGUAUGUUGAUGGAAAGAUAGAAGUAGAUCGACUGGAGCAGGCUCGAGACCUUGUAUCUUAUGCAAACGAAGGUGCAGAAAGAUUCAAACCGACAAAGCUGCACGGGGGUUGGGAGGUGUCGUACAGGCACAUUCAUCGCCUGACAUCUGCAUGUUCAAUAUUAGUCCACAGUAAAUCCUGUCCCUCACAAGAAGAAAUGCGACUGCUUUCUACCGCUGCAGCUGUCGCUGUUCGAUCAUGUACCGUUGAGAAGCAAGCCGAUGCCGGUCUUGUUCUUCUAAAAUGGAUUGAAGAAACCUUAGCUUCACAUGCGGCGAGUCUUCGUUCACAUGAGUCUGCCCUCGCUUUGCCUCCAACUGACGCUCUACUAUCGGCGCGAAUGGGAGCGUACUUAUCAAUAGAAGAUGCCGACGCGGCUUUGGAAUUGUUUCAAAAUGAAAUCAAAAACAGCCAGGGGAUGACAAAGUGGAGACUUAGCACCUGCGAAGCUAUCACAGCAUUUUUUCGGGUAGGGCAUGCUUCUGACGCGAUGGACUUUUUUGGGAAGGUGGUCGCCGAAAAUAGAAGUCCUGAUAUCUUUUGUAGGGUUGCCGAAGGACUUGUGGACGAGAAGGACUGGGAUGGUGUUGCCAAGGUUUAUAAAUCGGCCCUGUCAUGUGGAUGCCUUUCAGAGGAACUUUCGAUUCUUGCAAUGAAAGCAGCCGCUGCUGGACGGAUAGACGGUAGAGUCCGUGUUUUCCGCAACAUUUUAGGCGAAACUGCUAAGUUUGUGGGGACACAACCUUUGGUGUGGGCAGUAGCAAAGUACUGGAUACUCAAGCGGGCCAUAGGGUUUCCAAAUAUUUGCAUUGUAAUGUGGUGGAACACUAGCAAUCCACAUCUCAACGAGGUAGAGCUUGC